AGGCUAUUGCAGAGCGCACUGGAACCCUGGCCAGCGCGCAGCCUUCCCGGCGCCGGCAAGCUGGGUCUUGGGAAUUCUGGCUUGCUUUGGCUCACUCGCUUUUACAAACUACUGGAUCUUAUAUGCCUCUGUACUCCCCACUUCCACUCCAUGUCCCCAUGCUCCAGCGCCAGCAACAGGACGUGUUCUCUGGAUGUCAGCUGAGUUACUAAGGUAACUUUGCAUGUCAGGAUACAGACCUUGGUAGAACUCCAAGGCUCCUGGAGACACUCAUCUCUCCUCACUUAUUAUUAUUAUUUUUUUUGCUUGUGUGUUCUCACUGAACAUUCAAAACUGUUUCUCCAAAGGGUUUUGCAAAAACUGAGACUGUUUUCCAAAGCAGACGCACUGGAGUCCCCAGCAGAAGCGAUGGGCAGUGUGCGAACCAACCGCUACAGCAUCGUGUCUUCAGAAGAAGACGGCAUGAAGCUGGCCACCAUGGCGGUCGCCAACGGCUUUGGGAACGGGAAGAGUAAAGUGCACACGCGACAACAGUGUCGGAGCCGCUUCGUGAAGAAAGACGGCCACUGUAACGUCCAGUUCAUCAACGUGGGCGAGAAGGGACAGCGGUACUUGGCGGACAUCUUUACCACCUGCGUGGACAUCCGCUGGCGGUGGAUGCUGGUUAUCUUCUGUCUGGCGUUUGUGCUUUCUUGGCUGUUUUUUGGCUGUGUGUUUUGGCUGAUCGCGCUGCUCCAUGGCGAUCUGGACGCAUCCAGAGAGAGCAAAGCAUGCGUGUCCGAGGUGAACAGCUUCACGGCCGCCUUCUUGUUCUCCAUCGAGACCCAGACGACCAUCGGCUACGGGUUCAGGUGUGUCACGGACGAGUGCCCGGUGGCCGUGUUCAUGGUGGUCUUCCAGUCCAUCGUGGGCUGCAUCAUCGAUGCCUUCAUCAUCGGCGCCGUCAUGGCCAAGAUGGCGAAGCCCAAGAAGAGGAACGAGACUCUGGUCUUCAGCCACAACGCGGUGAUCGCCAUGCGGGACGGCAAGCUGUGUCUGAUGUGGCGAGUGGGCAACCUCCGCAAGAGCCACUUGGUGGAGGCGCACGUCCGCGCGCAGCUGCUCAAGUCCAGGAUCACUUCCGAAGGGGAGUACAUCCCCCUGGAUCAGAUAGACAUCAACGUGGGGUUCGACAGCGGCAUCGACCGCAUAUUUCUGGUGUCCCCGAUCACCAUCGUCCACGAAAUAGACGAAGACAGCCCUCUGUACGAUUUGAGUAAACAGGACAUCGACAACGCAGACUUUGAAAUCGUGGUGAUCCUGGAAGGCAUGGUGGAAGCCACGGCCAUGACCACCCAGUGCCGUAGCUCCUACCUAGCGAAUGAGAUCCUCUGGGGCCACCGCUACGAGCCUGUCCUGUUUGAAGAGAAGCAUUACUACAAAGUGGACUACUCGCGGUUCCACAAAACCUACGAGGUACCCAACACCCCCCUUUGUAGUGCCAGAGACUUAGCAGAAAAGAAAUACAUCCUCUCAAACGCUAACUCGUUUUGCUAUGAAAAUGAAGUCGCCCUCACAAGCAAAGAGGAAGACGAGAGUGAAAAUGGAGUUCCAGACAGCACUAGUACGGACACGCCCCCUGACCUUGACCUUCACAACCAGGCCAGCGUCCCUCUAGAGCCCAGGCCUUUAAGGCGAGAGUCGGAGAUAUGACUGGACUGAGUCCUUCCCUGGAAUAUUCACUUUACAACACAGUCUGUUGGACAGAGGCCCAAAACAGUGAUGCGGAAGACGGUACUGGUAAAGAGGUGGGUCGAGCAAGCGGCCACGAGGGACUGAGGCAGGCACAGUGGUUUCAAAGGAAGGCUGUAAGCGUCUUUGAUGAUUAUCGUUAGCACUAAACAUGCCUCUCCGAGACCCGAUGGCACAUAUUAUGUUGUAGAAUAAGUUAUGGAUUUUUUUUUUAAUGUUUUUGUUUUAUGUUUUAACAAAACUUGAACUUGCAGGCAAGCCUUGGUUGGGUAUUUGAAUUAUCCAGAAUGCUUCUCU
Messenger RNA from Otolemur garnettii (small-eared galago), 2028 nucleotides. RefSeq names its product potassium voltage-gated channel subfamily J member 2 (gene KCNJ2). Gene Ontology annotation, molecular function: inward rectifier potassium channel activity. Bases 409 to 1692 code for a protein of 427 amino acids. Gene Ontology annotation, biological process: regulation of monoatomic ion transmembrane transport; potassium ion import across plasma membrane. Lineage: Eukaryota; Metazoa; Chordata; Mammalia; Primates; Galagidae. The record is from RefSeq and is a predicted model, not a curated record. Gene Ontology annotation, cellular component: plasma membrane. The transcript is spliced from 2 exons.